AUGCCACCAAAGUUUGUGCCUCGAGAGCGGAAGCAUAGACGCUUGGAAAAGGUGAAGAGGAAGGAUGGCGAUCAUGUUAUUCCCAACUCGGAGUCGCAUGUUCGCUCGACGGAGAGCGAAAAGGACGAGCGAAGGCGCAAGCUGAAGAGCGAGCUCACUGCUCAUGCGCCGGACAACAAAGUGGUUGGCAAGAAGAAGAAGCGCUUGGACAAGUACAUCGAUACGAAACUCCGCAAGGAUGAGAAUAUGGAAAUUAUCAAAAAGUUAGAGGCGCAAAAGGUGGACACCAGUUUGAUGCACAGCUCGAAGAAGUUGGGACGAGUGCAGCUGCACAAAAAAGAGCAGCUGGAGCGGGCCUUGAGGGAGCGUGCGGCCGGUGUGGACGUCAAUGGUAACCAAGAUGCGAUUCUGUUCGAGAGCAGGCCUCCUCGUGCAGAGCAAGAMAUGCUGGAAGAUAUGGAAGAUGGCGAGGACGACGAAGACGAUGAUAACCAUGCACACGAGGACGGUAGCAUGAAAGAUCACACGGAUACCACAACGACACAGCCCACGGCGACACAGCCCACGACGACACAGCCCACAAACGCGGUUCAAAAUUCGUUCGGAAGCGGCUUGAAGCGCCCUUUGGAAACAGACGAAUCUGGACAACCAGUCAUCAAGAAGCGUAAGCGGCGAAAGCAAGAGGCCAAGGUUCGAAACCCGGUCUCGCGAGUGAAGGAGAACGGCAGAGGUGACGACUCGGAGGAUGAGGAUGACUCUGACGAGGAAGAAGAAGAUGAUGAUGGGCAGGGAGAGGGUGAGGCAGGCGAGGACGAGUGGAAUGGCUUUUCCGAAACAGACGAAGCUCUUGUAGGAGAAAGUGAGGACGGCAACUCUGCCAUUUCCGGCACAGAAGACGAGGACAGCGGAGAUGAGGAGGAUGAGGAUGAUGAGGAAAGUGAGGACGACGGAGAGGAUGCGGGAGAAAAGACAGCUCGCGUUUCUGCCUUCAAAUCCUGGGCUGAUUCACAACGCAAUGCUUCGCUAGGCUUUACGCCUUCGGUUGCUCCAACGAACGACCGUACUAUCAGAGCGGACUUCACCCCACGUGCGCCGUCACCGGAUCCGGAAGCACUGAAACUCUCUACACAGCCCAGCAAGGACGCCUAUCGACCGAACGCUGCUGUGAUAGUUUCGCGUCCGGAUGAUGUGCAAGCUGCCCGGCUAGAGCUGCCAGUGGUUCAGGACGAACAGAAGAUCAUGGAGGCGAUUCACAACAAUCCUAUAGUUGUUGUGUGUGGAGCCACAGGAUCUGGAAAGACGACACAGCUUCCUCAAAUGCUCCUCGAGAAUGGGUAUGCCUCCAAAGGCAUGAUUGGAAUUACACAGCCUCGAAGGGUCGCUGCGGUAUCGGUUGCGAGUCGUGUCUCGCACGAAUUGGGCCCAGAGCAUGGCAAAAGAGUAGCUCACCAGGUCCGGUACGACAGCACAGUAGCGAGAGACACCAACAUCAAAUUCAUGACCGAUGGUAUCCUGCUGAGAGAAAUUGGACAGGACUUUGCCCUGAGCAAAUACAGCGCCAUUGUCAUUGAUGAAGCGCACGAGCGCAGCGUCAACACUGACAUUCUGAUCGGCAUGCUCUCUCGUAUUGUACCGCUCCGGCAAGAUUUAAGUCGAGAGAGCCCGGAGAAACACCACCCUCUCAAACUCAUCAUCAUGAGUGCCACUUUGCGAGUCGCCGACUUCCUGGCGAAUGACAGGCUAUUCCGGGAGAACACACCACCCAUCGUCCAAGCAGAAGGCCGACAGUAUCAUGUCACAGAACACUUUUCCCGAAAGACUCAAAGAGACUUUGUCGCAGAAACAGUCGCAAAGGUUUCGCGGGGACAUCGCAAGCUACCACCCGGUGGAAUUCUCGUGUUCUUGACAGGCCAGGAUGAGAUUCAGACCGUUGCGAAGAGGCUGCGAGAGACGUUCGCAGAUAAUAACACAGGCUUUGAGCUAUCCCGACCCCGUGACAACCGCUCGCGAGACACGAAAAGUAACGAUUACCUCGAGCGGGAAAUGGACAAUGACUCUGACUCUGAACCUGAAAUCAUCGGACUUGACGAUGAGGAAGAUGARGACGAGUUUGCUGUAGAGGCUGAGCCUGGAGUCCCUGUUGUGCGUGGGCCAAUAAAGGCUCACGUCCUGCCAUUGUACGCUGCGUUACCGACCAGUCAGCAAAUGCGCGUUUUUCAACCCACUCCCGACGACUCGCGACUGAUCGUCUUAGCUACUAACGUGGCGGAAACCUCGUUGACCAUUCCCGGUAUCAAAUAUGUCUUCGACUGUGGCCGAAGCAAGGAGAAGCAUUACGACAUCUCAACGGGCGUGCAGGAGUUUCGCAUCGACUGGAUCUCCAAAGCCAGUGCAUCUCAGAGAAUGGGUCGUGCUGGUCGAACAGGCCCUGGCCACUGCUAUCGGCUCUACAGCUCGGCCAUCUACGAACAAUACUUUGAAGAGCAUACUCUGCCAGAAAUUUUGAGAACCCCCAUUGAAGGAACAGUCUUGCAGCUCAAAAAUAUGGAGGUUGACAAUGUAGUCAACUUUCCAUUUCCAACUCCACCUCAAAGUGCACAGCUUUCGCAAGCCGAGCGGCUGCUGAGAAAUCUCGGAGCGAUUGAUACCAGAGCAGGCAAGAUUACCGACAUUGGCAAGAAGCUGAUCAACUAUCCUGUUAAUCCUCGAUUCGGUAAGAUGCUAUUGCUAGGCCUUGAGAACGGAGUUCUUGCUCAUACGAUUGCACUUGUCGCUGGGCUGGCGGUAGGUGAUCUGUUUAUCCCGGAACCGCAGAUCGCUUCGAGGAAUGAUGAAGAUCGCAAUGGAGACUCGAGCGACGAUGAGUACAAGGCACACAGAUUUGCCGAUAACGCUGCAUUCACUGCCGCGCARCAGCGUCGACAGGCAUACGGUCGUGCCAAUAAAAAGCUGUCUCAAUGGGACAGUCAAUCCGACGCCAUUAAACUGCUCACUGCGGUGGCUGCGCAUGCACAAGAAGGCAAUGAUCCGGCAUUCUGCACAGAGUACUUCCUCCGCGAGAAAGGCAUGGUCGAGGUUCAACAGCUGCGUCGCCAGCUACACAAUAUCAUGCAGGCUCACGUCAAGAACGGCCAAGAUGCCAUCUUCAACAAUGAUCUUCCCCCGCCCACGACCAAACAAAUUGCCGUUCUGAAGCAGAUUGUCGCUGCGGGCUACAUUGAUCAGAUCGCCAUUCGCGCAGACCUACUGCCUAAUGUAGUCCCCGGAAGGAAUCCUCGGCGAGCAAUCGAAGUGCCAUACCGCACGCUUCUAUCGACAGUCAACGAGACAGAUCGGGAGGCGACCAUCGAGGAACAGGAACAAGCAAAGAACGUCUACAYGCAUUCCGGCAGCGUCCUCUCUCGACUCUCAACGCACGAGAUGCCUGCGUAUGCAGUCUACUCAAGUCUCAGCCGUGCUUCCGCAAAUGCGGUGGGAGAGAAGCAGAAGAGAACUCGCAUGCAUGCUUUGGCCACGGUGGGACCCAAGCAACUCGCUGCUCUUGCCGAAGGAACACCGCUCUUGGAGAUUGGGAAGCCGAUUGGUAAGAUUGUGGAGAGAGAUGCUGGGAAGAGACAGGAAUGCUGGGUUGGUGUUGCGCUGCGAGAUCCUGCUGCUGUCGGGACGAAUGGCUGGCCGCUUGGUGCUUGGAAAGUGGUUCAGGUGAGAAAGGGCAAGGAAUGGAGUAUUGAAAAGGUCAUUGAUCGGGGUGGUAAAGCAGCCUAG
Messenger RNA from Ramularia collo-cygni, 3765 nucleotides. RefSeq names its product related to DEAH-box RNA helicase (Dhr1). Lineage: Eukaryota; Fungi; Ascomycota; Dothideomycetes; Mycosphaerellales; Mycosphaerellaceae. Gene Ontology annotation, molecular function: ATP binding; RNA binding. The coding region runs from base 1 to 3765 and encodes 1254 amino acids. The record is from RefSeq and is a predicted model, not a curated record. The transcript has a single exon. Gene Ontology annotation, biological process: maturation of SSU-rRNA from tricistronic rRNA transcript (SSU-rRNA, 5.8S rRNA, LSU-rRNA). Gene Ontology annotation, cellular component: intracellular anatomical structure; nucleolus.